Molecule: messenger RNA, 3570 nt
Organism: Sander lucioperca (pikeperch)
Lineage: Eukaryota; Metazoa; Chordata; Actinopteri; Perciformes; Percidae
Gene: arsj
Product: arylsulfatase family, member J
Exons: 2
Coding region: 614-2323 (569 amino acids)
Source: RefSeq, a predicted model, not a curated record
AAUACCUCCAACUAAACCCAGGAGUUGAAGCUUUUCGAGCUACUCGUGAACGCACCGUGCCGUAGUGUAGUGCUGGGCGCUGCAGUCAGCAGUCCAAACGGACCUGCCUCUUCAGACAGAUAUCAAUGCGUGUCUCCGCGCCUCGGUGUGCUCUCAGCCCGGCAGGACCGCUGUGUGACAGGAUGGAGGACAUCUGCUGUCAGCUCAUUGCACCGGCUGCUUCACUGUCAGCUAGGACUCUGGGUGCUCUGCGCGUCUUUUGACAGAAACUACACCGUCGGGGGAAUGCUAGACAAACCGUGUUGUUAUACACAUAUAGUUUGGAGACUUAUGAAGGUUAGCAACAUUUAGAGUGUGUUGUAAAACUCAAACACCAGCUGACCAGGAGGUGCUUUUGGUUUCCACGUGGAUUAAUCGACAGUUGUGGUCGCCUCUGACUUUUUUUCUUUUUCUUCCACAAACCGCGAAGCUGUCAGUGUCAGUGGAGAAACGGAGCGAACACGAUGCACGCGAGCUGCUGUUCCCCCCGAACAUGUGCAACAAGUUACCGCGUGCACACACCGGCCCACUGACCGACGUUAGCCGCGCCUGGAGGUCUGAAAAAGGCUGAAACAUGUUUAUCUUGUGGGUGCCGGUUAGCUUAUUCCUCAGCUUCAUCAUUUCUCAGACGUGGAGCGUUCAGAUGUCGUGGGAUAACUGGGACGCCGAGCUGCGCAACCGAGCGAAUGAGUUCCAUAAGCCGAGCUCUCAGCCACACAUCGUGUUCAUCCUGGUGGAUGAUCAAGGCUUCCGGGAUGUUGGGUACCACGGCUCCGAGAUCAAAACCCCGACUCUGGACCGGCUGGCCGCCCAGGGAGUCAAAUUGGAGAAUUACUACGUGCAGCCGCUGUGCAGCCCGUCCCGGAGCCAGCUCAUGACCGGCAGGUAUCAGAUCCACACAGGCCUUCAGCACUCAAUCAUCCGAGCCACCCAGCCCAACUGCCUGCCCCUAGAAAAUGUCACCCUGCCCCAGAAGCUCAAACAAGCGGGCUACUCCACCCACAUGGUGGGCAAGUGGCACCUGGGCUUCUACAAGCGUGGCUGUCUUCCCACACAGCGUGGCUUCAACACUUUCUUCGGCUCUCUGCUAGGAAGCGGUGACUAUUACAGUCACUAUAAAUGUGAAGGGCCCGGUAUGUGUGGCUACGAUUUGUAUGAAGGGGAGGAGGCAGCUUGGGAACAGGACCGCGGCUUGUACUCAACCGUGAUGUUUACUCGAAAGGCUAUCAGCAUCUUAGCCAAUCACAACCCUCGCAGACAACCCUUGUUUCUUUACUUAGCCUAUCAGGCGGUUCAUUCCCCGCUGCAGGUCCCUGCCCGCUACCUCGAGCGCUACAAGGGCAUUCCAAAUUUGCAUCGUCGUAAGUAUGCCGCCAUGGUGUCCUGCCUGGACGAAGCUAUCCACAACCUCACGUUGGCGCUAAAACGCUACGGUUAUUAUGACAACACAGUUAUAGUGUACUCCUCAGAUAACGGAGGCCAGCCCUUAGCAGGUGGAAGCAACUGGCCCUUGAGGGGGAGUAAAGCCACCUACUGGGAAGGGGGGAUUCGGGCGGUGGGCUUUGUCCACAGUCCCCUGUUGGUGAACAAAGGGACAAAAUGUCGAUCUUUGGUCCACAUCACUGACUGGUUCCCUACGCUGGUGACACUGGGUGAGGGGACUUUAGACGAAGAUCUAAGUCUGGACGGGUAUGAUGUCUGGGAGGCUAUCAGUGAAGGCCGUCCAUCUCCUCGCCAGGACAUUCUUCACAACAUUGACCCAAUCUACAUCAAAGCCAAGAAUGGUUCGUGGAAGGCCGGUUAUGGCUUAUGGAACACAGCGAUCCGGGCUGCUCUCCGGGUGGGCCACUGGAAGCUUCUGACGGGUAUCCCAGGCUACAGCGACUGGGUGCCCCCGCAGACCUUCUCCAACCAGCGGCUAACCAAUCGCUACCAUAAUGAGCGUGUCCGUUGGGACCGGGGAAAUUCCAUCUGGCUGUUCAACAUCACAGCCGACCCUUAUGAGAGAGUGGACCUGUCCCAGCGCUACCCUCACAUAGUGAAGAAGAUGCUAAUAAGGCUAGCGCAGUACAACAAGACUGCAGUGCCUGUACGCUACCCGGCGAAAGACCUGCGCUCUAACCCUCAGUACAAUGGGGGCGUGUGGGGACCCUGGUACAAAGACGAGAGGGAGGAGCAAGAGGAGGACGAGAGAUACAAUAACUUGUUCACCAACCAUCUUGGAAAAAGAAGGUGGAAAAAGAAAUCAAAGAACAGAAAGUUGAAAAGGAAGGUAGAAGAGUAGCCUACCACAUUUGUGAAAGACUUUAACUGCCUUUUCUCAGGGAUUGACACUUCCUGUUUCAGGAUUGUCCUCUUUAGACAUUCUAUCUCCAGUUAGUUUCAACUUGACUCCACUAUAUACUGUAUGAAAAACAAUGUGGAUGGACCUUUUGAAAUGCCUCAAAGGAAUAAGAAAAAUAUCCUCUCAUUCAAACACUGUUGUCAUGCAUAUACACAACUAAGACCUCAUGUUAAAGUUAGGGGCAUUUAAACAUACAAUAUGUAACUUUCUGCCGCUAGGGGUCUCUCAACCAAAACAAUGGAUUGUAAACACGGACUUUUGAUGAUGUUGGGAAGUUGCGUGGAAUUAUGGGAGUUGUAGUUUUUAUUGUUAAACACCCUUGCUGGUUAGAAUGCAUUCAAGUUUUUUCACGUUAAAUUUAGUAACGUUUAUUCAUGUCAUUCUAAUAAAAUAGCUGCAUUUCCCCCAACAUAAUUACGUUUUUCUUGAUUCGAUCUGUAUUGGUAGCUGACCAGUUAGCUAGUGAGCCAGCAAGCUAACAUUAGCUAGCAGCUACAACCACAGUGACUAACAAUAUAUUUCCCAUGUCAAUUUCACCUUUUGGAUGGUUUAAACACCGGGCGGACGGGGUUUGUUGUAACACUAGCUAGCUAGUCAACGAGGCUGAAAGACGGGUGUGGGUGGGGAUUGCUGGGGGAAUCUCCGGGACGGUGAGGACGUUCGAUGGCCGUUGUGCAGCAGCAGAACAUCUCCGAGCUGCCCUGAACGAACUCCCCCUUCACUUUUCUUUAAUCUUAACUAUUUGUUUUGGUGCUUAACCCACCUUUUGUCGGGUUGAUUUAGCUAACUGUAAAGACAGCUAAACGCGAAGGGGGGAGAAAUUCGGCAGGGAGGAGAUUUUUGGCACGAAUACCGGUAGCGCUAACGGAGACGUAGCUAACGUUAUUGAUGUCCGCUGUUGUGACUGUUUCCCAACGCUUCAUUAAACUGCCGUUAGCAUCGUUAGCACCCAGCACUGGAGUUAAGUGCUGGCUGGGUACGGAUUGCUGUAAUGGUAGUUGCUGGCUGCUAGCUGGCUGGGGGCUAACGGUAACUAGCUAUUGCUACAUGUCCCGGGGCUGUUGUCAGCUCUCAUUCCGAAUGAAGUAUCUUUGCGCCGGGGGAGUGAGGCAGAAACCGGGGUGUGCUAGCUGGCUAAAUUAGCAUUAGAUUAGUCGUCUAUCUAUAGGCUAACAUUAACAUUACUG